AUGAACGAAGAGGCAACCAUUUUCCUUUUUGUUACUGUUAGUGAGAUGCUUGGCUAUGAAACUGGGAUUUGUAAUGAGAGAGGACCAAGAUUUGGAGACGCACUUAAAUCGCAACAAAGAUUUGACUGUAUUGAGGUGGUGGAUUUGGUUAGAAGAGCAGUGCCCCUUGCCCUGACACCUGAAGAUGACCCCAGGAGGGAUGAGCUAAAGAAACUCCAGGAGAAGGAGGAAAUCGACAUGCUGGCACAUAAGCAGGUCCAGCGCAUCCUCUGGUCAGGGCUAGAGUUGGCUAUCAUGCAGGUCGGGCUCUUCUUUCGUCUUACAUUCUGGGAAUUCUCAUGGGAUGUUAUGGAGCCAAUUGCAUUUUCCAUCACCACCACCACUGGCUUAGUCAUAGGUUUUGCCUACUUCCUGUUUACUUUGAGAGACCCAACUUACCAAUGA
Molecule: messenger RNA, 444 nt
Organism: Camellia sinensis
Lineage: Eukaryota; Viridiplantae; Streptophyta; Magnoliopsida; Ericales; Theaceae
Source: RefSeq, a predicted model, not a curated record